UUGGCCCGCGAUGUGAUGUUAUCACUUGUUAUCUCGAAGUGUCAUCCUAGUUCGAACUCUGUAGACGAGCUUUGCAGGAAUGAGGUGAGGGAAGAACCAGUGGAUUCAUCCAUGAAUUUGCAUGGAAUCACUCAAACUAUAGAAACAACGACAACAGCAUUCGACUCUUUCAGUACCUGUCGGUCCUCACAACCUCUUCACUGUCGUGUUCACUACCUGCGGAGCCAAGCGAAACCUUCCAUCCCCAUUCACAGAUAUGGCCGUGGAAGUGAUUUAAAUCUUCUUCUGUUCGCUCCACAAGCUUUCUUGCGCAGUUCCAAGAAAAGGGCUGAGAGAAACGGUUAUACCCUUUUGAAGGCAAGUCGUAGAGAGUCCCCAUCUGAAGUGUUGGGCGUAUCGCCCACUGCAACGCCUGAAGAGAUUAAGAGAGCUUAUAGAAAGCUUGCUCUCAGGUACCAUCCUGAUGUUAACAAGGAGGCAAAUGCUCGGGAGAAAUUUGUGAGGAUAAAACAUGCAUACAAUACAUUAUUGACCUCAGAAUCAUGGCAGAGAUACGACUAUGGAAAUAGUGGAUCCAGUUAUUCCAACUCCGCAGUUCAAAUAAAUCAAGAUGAGGAGGAGUUCUAUGGUUUUGGUAAUUUUCUGAGGGAUGUUCAAAUAACAAUAGGGGACUUCUUUAGAGACCUCCAAGUAGAAUUCCGUAACUGGGAAGCUAAUGUUGGUUCACAAGGGAAGCCAAAGGGCUUAUGGGAGGAGUUGACGGACACUGGCGAAGAAUUUGUGGAAUUUCUAGAGAAAGAGCUGAACGUCACUGAUCCUGAAGCUGGAAACGAUGAAACACCUCCCAGUAGUGUUCCAUAUUCAAAAUCCAGGUCAGAUGGUAGGGGAGAUGAACAAAACAGAGCAGGCAACAAGAAUAGCAUUGAGGACCAUAUCAUUGAGAUUGAAGCCACUCUUGCUCAGUUGAAAAACGAAUUAGGGCUAUAGGGAAAUGUGGUACUUUCUGUUGUAUGUUUGUUGAGACAAAAGAGAAUACUGGUGAAAAUGGCAAAAGAGCUUAUGUGCAAAACUAGUUUCUGCAUCAUGUUGGAGCA
This is a messenger RNA of Macadamia integrifolia, 1094 nucleotides long. Its product is annotated as dnaJ homolog subfamily B member 8-like. Gene Ontology annotation, biological process: protein refolding. Lineage: Eukaryota; Viridiplantae; Streptophyta; Magnoliopsida; Proteales; Proteaceae. Gene Ontology annotation, cellular component: cytoplasm. The record is from RefSeq and is a predicted model, not a curated record. The transcript is spliced from 5 exons. Bases 16 to 987 code for a protein of 323 amino acids.